Messenger RNA from Dermacentor andersoni, 3909 nucleotides. The record is from RefSeq and is a predicted model, not a curated record. Lineage: Eukaryota; Metazoa; Arthropoda; Arachnida; Ixodida; Ixodidae.
ACAAUUCAUUUAUUUUUUCAGAUGUAGCAUGUCAAAGAUGGCAGCUGAAAAAAAUGCAAUACCAACUGAAAACCUGCCAAGGACGUCAUGUUAUGAUGAGAACAAGGAUGCUCAUAUGAAAGCUUUCACUGGCAAGACUUCGCCGACGUGCGUAUCGGUCAGCCAGAACAAGUUAGUUUGACUGCGUGGUGCAGCACUUAUAUGCUUAUGGUACAUACACCAUGGCUACAAACAUUCAAUAAAUGUCAACACCUUUUAAUGCAUUACAGAUUGAAUCAAGCAAAGAAACUGCUGCCUCCCCAUUAGAAGCAAAGGUGUUGCCCCAUGCACCUGUCAGCACGACCACCAUGGUAAAUUGGCUGCCUGCAACUUGUGCACACAUUGCUUCGCCACUAAUUCCUUGGGAUUAAACUCUGACGUUGCAGGACGAUCUCCCAUCCCCUGACAGCAACAGCAUGGACAAAAUAAGUGACAAAGGAAAUAUGGUAAUUUCUUUUUGUAUAUUGUCACGUGGUGGUGACGUUAAGAACACAGUAGCAAUACUGCGAAAGGCAAAACUAGAUUUUAUUGGGCGAACCUGUGCCCACAAAACAGGCUACACUUAUAGCACAACGAAAGCGGCGAACACAGUCGGUGAUCGUCGGAAAUCUGAUCAGCGGGUCAAGCGCAUCGGCUUUUAUACAACAGUCGUCGAAUGUUCCAGACUAAUCGUUGGGACCCGCAUGCCUUCCACAAAGUUCUACAACAUUCGAGUCACGCGAUGAAAUCAGAUAACACAAGGUUCGGCGACAACAGACAGCCGGGUAGAAGCAUCGAUAACUUUCCAGAAACGUCGGAUACAUGCAGGCGCGUCCCUCGCUGUGCGAUUACAGUUGUUAAGCGGCGAAACGUGGUCGGCCGAUAAAGAUAAGCACACGUGUCAAUAUGUAUGUGUUGUGGUAGCUGUCUUUACCUAGACGGUGGCAUGCUUUCUGGAUUUACAUCGUAAAAGCAUUGUAGCACGUGGUGUGUGAUGGGUGCACAUUAACUGCAACUUGUGCACACAUUGAUUAACCACUGGUUCCUUGGACUGAACUCUAUCUGACAUUGCAGGACAAUUUCCCAUCCCCUAACAGCAUGGACCAAAGCCUUGCAAACACCAUAAGUGACAAGGACAUUGCAAAUAUGGCAAUUUAUUUUUUGUAUAUAUUUGUGAUGUGGUAGCUGUCUUUACCUAGCCGGCAGCAUGUUUUCUGGAUUAACUUCGUGAAAGGAUUGUGGUGUGUGAUGGGUGCAAAUUAACUGAUGCAAAAACCCUGGCUUUCCUACUUCCAACAUUGAAUUUAACACAUUGACGUGCAUUAUUGGAAUGACAAAAAGGAAGCUGCAUCUCGCAUCAGAUAUGUCAGACAUUAUAACUCUUGCUUUUGUUUUGUGACAGGAAUGUGCUUGCCAACCUGGCCCCGGAAAUUAAUGGCACAGUACUCAAGAGAAGAAAAAGACGUGGUAAAUUUCCUACUAGAAAUGGCUUCAGGGACAAGGCUUACAGAAAGCAAGGCUGUCCAAGUGACAUCGGGUACUUUUCCACAGAAGUUUGCGAACACGAUAAAUAGUAGCAACGUAAAUACGUUCACAGGCUUGCCAUCAUUCGAUGUUCUGAAUGCUCGUGUGACGUGCUACACAAAAAUUCAUCCACUUUCAGGAUGGCACCAGUUAUGUGCAAAAACAAUUGCAUUGACAUUGGUGAAAUUGAAACAUAUUUCCACUGCAUUCUUGAGUCACCUUUUUAACUGUUCUCUAACUACAUGUAGCAGCAUAAUUGCAGAGACUGCUCAGUUGAUGUCUGAAAUUUUAAAAGUAACUGUGGCUGUGCCACCAAAAGAAGAUGUUGAACAUUUGCCUGUCUGUUUUAAACACUUCAGUAAUGUGCGUGUCAUUGUAGAUUGCACCGUAAUUCCUGUUAGCCAGCCCAACUGUUUGCGAUGUGCAUUACAGACCUACCCCUUCUAUAAGAAAGGUUUCACGGUUAAAUAUAUAGUGACUGUGACACCAAGUGGUCUUAGUGCCCACAUAAGCCAAGGAUAUGGAGGCCGCACCUCAGACAAGGCCCUGUUUGAGCAAAGCUGCCUCAUCAUGCAACUAGACCCGAUAUCAGAUGCCAUAAUGGCGGACCGUGGCUUUCUUAUUGAUGACAUUUGUGCGGACAACUUAAUUGAAUUAAUCAGGCCUCCAUUCAGAAAACAAAAGCAGAUGCCAAAGGGUGAUUCACUUAGGACACAAAAGAUAGCAUCAGCAAGAGUUUAUGUAGAGCGUGCUAUACAGCGAAUGAAAAUAUUCAGUGUUGUCAACAAGAAUCCCAUGGAGCAUGGUGGGAUUACUUGACGACAUUGUCAUAAUAGCUGCAGGCAUCACAAACCUUUCAUCACCGAUUUUAGCAACACAUCAAUUUUUGUGAGUCCUACAUCAAUACAUUUCCCAAACGUAUUUUGUGCAUCGUAAAAGUGGUUCGUGCUUUCCACGCAAGGAAGUUUUAAAAACUUUACAGGAGUGGAAGCGCCCUGUUCCUUACCAUCAGAGGUGAAGCCAGCGCUUGCCCUUAUUUUACAUUUGAAAUAGACCUUCGUUGGGUUGUCCUCUUACAGAUCAAGUGGUUUGGCUCUGGUAAUGUAAUUGCGUGGUCAAUUAGAAACUAAAAGCAUGUUGUUCCUGUCAGAAGUAUUAUCUUCCUCUGAAUAUUGAUUACGUUAUUUCUGAAACAAUUUACCAAGAAUUUCAGGCUUCAUCUUAAAACCAGUAACACUAAGAUACACGUCAGCCAGUCUCUGUAUGGCAAAAUAAGUCACGUUAAUGGGGUAGGGACAUAAAAUUUUUGGCUUGCGCGUUCUUUGUUUCAAACGUUUCUUAUUGCUCCAGGAAGCAUGGUGCACACUCGAAUACUCUUAUAUUCCAGUAACUCUUAUAUUCUCAGUAAAUAAGUUAAUAUCGCAUUAUUUAUGUGAACGAUUUUCAGUUUCGGUUUGUGGGCGCAGAGUUGGACAGUGAUGUCAAUGUCUAGGAAGCUUGGUCACGUGGGCCCACCAAGCUGUGACGCACACACUGCUGCAUCGUCUGGUCUUGCACACACAUUCUGUACCAGUGCAGAUAAACAAAACCACGCCGACAGUUGUCUUGGCUAGCUGCGGCAGCUCCAAUUAUGACUCUACGACUGACGCGGCUCAUUGUCCUCUAGACUCGAGCCUCUCUAGGCUUGCCCAGUGCUGUGGGUCACCACUCGUUGCACGUCACUCUAAUGUGGUAUGACGUCACUAAAACUUUCGUUGUGCUUCCAACACAGUGACAUCGGUGUCAAUCGCGGUAGUGAUGGGUUUCGAUCACGAGAACGAGCAUUUAGGCACUCUUUGGAAGAGAAUUAAAAUAUACUUUAAACUUUUCUGUGUCCAGCACUUCAUGUUGAGUGUCUUUGCAUACAGAGGAAGCCUACAGUAUGCUUUUUAUAGCCUCAAAAUUUGGUGUCUCGACCCCUUUAAACUAGUGGGAAGUGUGAGGAAAGCACUUCUUUUCCUGCAUUGAAAAGUAAUCUUUUAUAGUGCCUCUCCUAAAAUGGUGGUGUUGGUUCACUUUUGGCACAUAAAUUCCCUGCCAACAAUUUUUUUUAUAUUCCUUGUUUCCAUUGUGUACUUCCUUACUAUAGCCUGUUCUAAUGUUUUGAUUGCUUUUUUUUUACAUCUCCACAAUCUUGUGUAUUGUUGCAGCCCAUUUGAACUUAACAUGUGUUGCUACGUUGCCUGAGUUUAUUUUUCUUUGUUAGGAAAACUUAAUUGUGCAUGGCCUGGUAAGGGCCCCUCACCAGGCCCUAUUGCAAAUUUUGGUUAUGCACUGGUAUAUGCAAGGUGUCAUCUAGAAAGCCUUUUUUUCAAAUUUUUUCAAAGA